This is a messenger RNA of Polypterus senegalus (gray bichir), 1656 nucleotides long. Its product is annotated as interferon-induced protein 44-like. The transcript has 9 exons. Gene Ontology annotation, molecular function: GTP binding. The record is from RefSeq and is a predicted model, not a curated record. The coding region runs from base 150 to 1172 and encodes 340 amino acids. Lineage: Eukaryota; Metazoa; Chordata; Cladistia; Polypteriformes; Polypteridae.
UCUACUGGCAGACUAUCAGGUAACAGACCUCGUCAGACCUCAUCAACUCUCAGAGGUGUGUAAAAAGAGAGCAGCUCAGUGUCCGAGGGAGAACGUCCAGGAGAGUCAGAAGAGAGUAAAAGUCAGCUGUCAACUGAGCUCAAGGUAACAUGGGAGGUGGCGAAUCUAAAGCUGAGGUGUACAAAGCUACUUCACCACCACCACCACCUCCUUUGCUUGAAAAGCCAUGGAGGGAGCAGGAAUUCAGCUCAAGGAUAAGGAAUGAACUUCUAGAAGAAAUCCGAAACUACAAGACUCUGACAGAGUCAGUGGAAGAGCCCAGAAUCCUCCUGGUUGGGCAGAUUACAGCUGGGAAAAGCAGCUUCUUCAAUUCGUUGAACAGCGUCUUCAGAGGUCAUGUGAUGCUGCAGGCCGCAUCUGGGUAUGGAGACACCAGUGUAAGCAAACAGUACCGAACAUAUACAGUUCUAGAUGGAAAAGAUGGAAGGAAGCUGCCAUUCAUCCUGUGUGACACCAUGGGUCUAGAAAGUAAUCAACAGACCAAGAAAGACAAUAAUAAAGGACACGUCCCACACAUGAAUGAGUACCGAACAUAUCCAGUUCAUGAUAGAAAAGAUGGAAGUGAAGACAGUGGCAGUUUUAAAGGGAUCCUUGUGGAAGACAUCAUCAGCGUCAUUAAAGGACACGUCCCAGACUUGUAUGAGUUCAAUCCUAAGGCACCGAUAACCAGAAAUGACAGGCGCUACAGAGAGGACCCCAGACUGGCUGAUAAGGUGCACUGCGUCGUCUACGUAUUUGACGCAAACACAGUCAGCCUCCUCAAUCAAAAUCAGCUGAAGAAGUUUAAGUCAAUCAGGGCUGAAGUGAACAACAUGGGGAUUCCUCUGCUCGUGUUGGUCACUAAGAUAGAUGAAGCCUGCCUUGAAGUUACAAAAGACCUGACCAAAGUAUAUUGGAGCCGCUACCUUUAUCAGAAGGUGACCCAGCUUGGACAGGUGCUGGGAGUUCCCAUCUCCUCCAUCUCCCCAGUUAAGAACUACUCAAUAGAGACGGAGCUCAACCUUCAUGUGGACGUUUUGAUCCUGACAGCCCUGCAGCAGAUGCUACGAGCUGCUGAUGCCUGCUUUGAUGAUAUGAAGCUGAAAGGCCUCGCUCAGCGAAGAAGUUCCUGAUGUACUUUAUUUUGCUAUUGUUCAAUAACUUGAUUCCAUUUAAAUAAAAAUAUCUUUUUUAACAACUUCUCCAUCCAUUACAGCAUUGUUUUUAAGCGAAUUCCAGUCCACAUGCACAUUGAGUUGCACCAAUUAAUCCAAGAAUGUAGGAUGACCUGAGAAAAGCCCACAAAGACCUGAAGAAGUCAAGUAAAGUCAACCAAGGCCUUUACAGUCAUGAGGGAGCAACGCUAAUCUACACACCAGAGUGCCAGCCGUUUUGAUCGAGUGAAGUUGUAAUGUAGAGAUGUAGAGAAUUGUUUGAUGUUAGUUCUCUAAAUAUUUUACACAUUUAUUGCCUUACUUUGUUAUCUUUUCCAUUUCACUUUGUUUAACAUAGACAUGUAGUAUUAUGUUUAUCUUCUGAUCUUAAGAAUUAACUAAUAAAGAAUCUUGUAUUAAAGCUCAUUGUAGAACAAACUGUUUAAAUAAAUAUUACCUUAAA